AACCGGUGGAGCAUUUCCAAUAAUAGAAAUCAUAUAAAAAACAAAAUUAAAAUAUAUAUUUUAUAUGAUAAUGGCAACCGCGGUCAAAGAAUGCCAGCAGCUACAGCCGCGCGCAAUUUUCGGCAUCAAUGGCAAAGUGGAGAACGGCGUGCGUCAGCAUCCCAUUACCCAGGCGGCCAUAUUUCCACUGGGCAACAAGAUUGCCAUUGCCGACUUCAAAAAGAACACACAGGAAUUCGUUGCCGGACACACAAACAGCAUAUCCUGCCUGGAUGUCAGCAAGAGCGGCAAGCAUAUCGCCUCCGGCCAGGUCAAUCACAUGGGCUUUCGCGGCUACGUCAUCGUAUGGGAUUAUGAGUCGCGCAAGGAGAUCGGACGUCACGAUCUGCACAAAGUGAAAGUGCAGGCCAUUUGCUUUACGGCCGAGGAACGCUUUGUCAUCUCCAUUGGAGGCAAGGACGACGGUUCCGUCAUCGUAUUCGAUAUGCAAACAUUCACGCCCAUUUGCCGCCAGCCCGCCUCGCGCGCCAUUUCUGGAAAUGCCCUUACUGUGCGUCCGUUACAUAACAAUCCAUUUUUCUUUCUAACCGCCGGCGAUCGGCACCUGCGCCUGUGGAGCAUUCUACGCGAGCAGAAGAAGCUGUACGUGCAGGAUGUCCAGUUGGCCAGCAAGUCGCGCCAGUUCUACUGUGCCCGCAUCGAUAAGAAGGAUGAGUUCGCCUAUCUGGGCACCGGCACGGGCGAUAUUGUUAAGAUCGUGCUCAACUGCUGCGACAGGGACAAUGUGACCCGACCAGGUUCAUCUAGCGGCAUACUGGGCGCCUUCGGCACACAUAAUCCACGCAAGCCCACGGGUCGCGAUUGCAAUCGCUAUGUGAACGGCGUGCGUGCAAUAUAUGUGCUGGAGGAGGGACGUCUGCUAAUUGGUGCCGGCGAUGGUGAGGUGGAGCUGGUGGAGGAGCGCACGGAGAUACCAUUGAUCAAUUUCCGAGAAUAUCCGGGACCCACAUGGCCCUACUUGCGCACGGUGAAGAGAACCCGCGUUUCGGGUCGCAUCUCUUCGUUUGUGCGCUCCACGCCAGAGAAAUUCUACAUCUGCACGGACACCAACGAGAUUUACAUGCUGAACAUAUCAACCUGGGUGCUAAAGCUGCUGCGCACAUGUCACGCCAAGGCAGUCUACUUUAUUACAUUUCCCAAAAACUAUGCAGCUGUUUUUGCCACCGCGGGCCAUGAGAGCAUACGCAUCUGGUCCCUGAAUCGCAAGCAGGAGCUGCUGCGCAUCAUGGUAUAUAACUUUAACUGCGCUGCGGUGCGCUUCGCCCAGGAUGGCACCAGCAUUGUGUCCGUGUGGAAUGAUGGCAUCAUACGCGCCUUUACGCCCAUCACUGGCCGUCUCAUCUAUGCCAUACCCAAUGCUCACAAUAAGGGCUGUAGUGCAUUGGCGGUAGCUUCAACUGGCCGCUUCAUCGUAACUGGCGGCAUCGAGGGACAGGUGCGCGUGUGGAAGAUCGAGCCAUAUCGUCAGGAUCUAGUCGGCGUGCUAAAGGAUCACUCGGGUCCCAUUACCUCGCUGGACAUCAACUAUCUGGACACUGAAGUGAUUUCCGCCUGCACUGACGGCUCCUGCGUCAUUUGGGACAUCAAUCGCAUGACCCGCAAGCAGGUGGUCACUUCCAACACGCAGUUCAUGUCCGUCCUAUACUUCCCGACUGGAGUACAGAUACUCACGUGCGGCUCGGAUGGCAGAAUCAUCUACUGGAUGGUGUACAACGGAGCACUGAUACGCGAGCUGACCGCCUCGAAGAAGUCAUCUGUGAACUGUUUGUCGAUGAAUGCCACCGGCGACUAUUUUGUUAGCGUUGGCAGCGAUCUGCAAGUGAAGCUGUGGGAUUACAACAGCGGCGAUGUGGUGGGCGUGGGAUCGGAACAUGCCUCGUCUGUGAUCAGCGCUGCGUACAGUCCCUGCGGCAAGAUGUUUGUCACAGGCAGCACGGAUGGCUCACUGAUCAUUUGGGAUGUGCCCCAGGAAUAUUGGGGUAGUCCCAAUCCAGCCGAUGGGCCCAGCUACCAGCUGCCCAAGGCCCAGCCGAAAGGCAAGGUAGUUCAGUCACGCGUCGACUCCGGCACACGUUUGAAGCCUGCGCCCGGCGAGAAUAUCAAUGGUCUGCUCAAAGCAACGCCCAAGGAUGACAUCUGCUGUGUUGAGUGUCCGCCCUGCGCCAAGAAGGAAGCCAAGGCUGCUGAUCCCUUCGCCGAGUGCAAGAUUGUGCCGGAUGUCAGGAAGUGUUAGGUGAUUUAAUAAUUAUCUAAUAUUUUGCUUAACACUGUUCAAAGCAUUUGCUUGAAAUAAAUACAAAGAGCAUGUACUAAAA
Messenger RNA from Drosophila novamexicana, 2375 nucleotides. RefSeq names its product cilia- and flagella-associated protein 52. Gene Ontology annotation, biological process: cilium assembly. The record is from RefSeq and is a predicted model, not a curated record. Bases 65 to 2293 code for a protein of 742 amino acids. Gene Ontology annotation, molecular function: protein binding. The transcript has 5 exons. NCBI's taxonomy places the organism in Eukaryota, Metazoa, Arthropoda, Insecta, Diptera, Drosophilidae.